AUGAGGCUCACAUUCUCCAGCUUGGUCGUGGUGAUGGAUUUGAUGCUUAAUGUCUCGUUGGCUUACAAUGAUCAAGUCUAUCAUGUGACAGUGUUUAGACCUCGGGUGCGUCCAUGUAGUUUUGUACUUAUCUGCCAUUCUGAACGGGGUGUUGGUGAUACAGAGUUCAUGUUCUGCACAUUACCUGAGGAGGAGCAGGCCGUUGUUGCUGACAUUGCAUAUGCCAUCGUCCCCCCGAGGGAGUUCCUGGCCACGACCGACGCCGAGGGCAACAGCGUGGUGGGCCGCGUGACGUCAUCGGCGCCGACCCUGACCCGCGCCCGCUGCUGCAACUGCCCGGAAGUUGCAGUGCCGGAUGCGGUGGUGGACCAGCUGGUGCGCGCCAUGAGGAAGGUCGUGCUCGACAUCCUCGAGGACAACGCCACGUCCUCGCUGCUCAGAGCCCGCGUGUCCCGCCAGAGGAUGGUCGUGACGCGGGACGACCGACAGCGAUCCUCCUCCUCGUCUUCGUCGUCGUCGUCUUCCUCCUCUUCGUCGACGUCGAACGCUUCCAGCUCGCCUCUGCCGCCCGGCCUCCCCGCCCCCCCCGCCGUGGCCACCAUCUCGCCCGCGCCCGCCAAAGCCUCCGCGAAGGCCGUCAGGGCCACGAGGGCGCCCUGCUCGGAAGCCUUGGCUGGGGACGCACGCCCGCCGCCGCCCUCCGCGGCCUCCUCGCCCUCCUGCUCCACCCCUUCUUCCUGGCUCUCUUCCCCUACCGCUUCUUCUCCGUCCUCUAGGGAUGACAGAGAGGGGAAGAGGGAAGCAGGAAAAAGGGAAGUAGGUGGAGGAGGAGGAGGAGGAGGGGACGCAAGGCCGCCUCCUUCAGGGAAGGAAGAUGAAGAGAUAAGCCUCCCCGGCGUGUCGGAGGAGGAGAGCCCUCAGGGCGUGCAGGCCGCGACGCCGCCGGAGAUAAAACACACCGAGCCCAUCUUCCUUCGCAGCCCGCGGAGGGUGGAGGAGAACCUGGCCAUCUCGCACUCCUUCGUCAGGUUCCGCGAGGACGGCGGUGCGCCGCCCCCGCGCGGGCCCUCGUCGCCCGUCCUCAAGAAGACCAGCCUGGUCGCCCAGGGGGACGAGCUGCAGGUCAGACUCAACGCCAUCCUCCGCUCCAGCCACCGCAGGAGCCGCGACAUGAGGCAGUCCUCGCUGUGCUCCUUCGAGGAGGACUACGCCGUAUCUCCGCCCCCCCUCCAGUCCCCCUCCGCGUACCAGUACCAGCUGGCGUGCGACCGCCUCGAGCCCCCGCGGCCGCUGGAGACCACCGACUCCUGGAUGUACUACAGGGAGCCAGCCUCGCCGCAGUUCUCUCUGAAAGCGGACGCGGUUGUGGACUGCGCCUCCUCCGUUCAGCCCUCCGCAGCUGCCCCCGCUGGAGGAGGCGCAGCAGCAGGAGGAGGAGGAGGAACGUGCACGCACGCCCCGCCAGGAGGAUGCCCGGCUCCCCAGGCCGAGGACCAGCACCCGCAGGCCCAUGUUCCUCUUUACGCCAAGCCUCCGAAGUACUCCAUCUUCACCAUAAGCGGCACUCUGACGGACCCCUUCGGAACCAACGCCAAGUACUCCCUCAGAAGCCUCUCCACGGCGCAUUUCUAACGAAGGGAAGCCUAUGUGAUCCUCACGAAGCCUGGACGAAGGGCCUCGACACACAUUUCAUACUCAAAUCUACCCCAGUAUAUGGCUGCGUGCCAUUCUUGACAUCACGAAAGUCAUUAUAUUUUUAUAUUGUACAAAGAAAAGAUAAGUAAGCGAAUACAGUAACGAUCAGUGUGACGCAGCGCGAGAAACCAUCCUCCAGGACGCGCCGGGAAGAGAAUAAGCCCGAUUCCUCGCCUGACAGGAUGAGCGACGCGCCUCCCUCCUCGGGCUUGGCCUCGCAGACCCUCUCGAGACCUCUCAAGACCAACGGCUUCCGGACCAACGUUGCAAUUAUGCUGUUCACUCACACUUCGCGCUGC
Penaeus vannamei (Pacific white shrimp) is the source of this 1994-nucleotide messenger RNA. Lineage: Eukaryota; Metazoa; Arthropoda; Malacostraca; Decapoda; Penaeidae. The record is from RefSeq and is a predicted model, not a curated record.